This is a messenger RNA of Epinephelus moara (kelp grouper), 1124 nucleotides long. It is a transcript of the gene ciao2a, whose product is annotated as cytosolic iron-sulfur assembly component 2A. Bases 106 to 591 code for a protein of 161 amino acids. Lineage: Eukaryota; Metazoa; Chordata; Actinopteri; Perciformes; Serranidae. The record is from RefSeq and is a predicted model, not a curated record. The transcript is spliced from 5 exons.
UCUGCUGAAGUCGCGCGCGGCUGUCACUUAACGGCAGUGUCUCUGUUUUCCUGUCAAAGUCACCACAGUCCCGUCGGUCCUGUUUAUUAUGGCGUUUUCUAGAAAAUGGAAAUAGUGUUCAGCCUUGUGUCGUUAACUGCCACGAAGGUUUUACAGUUCACCGGACUUACCGCCAACAGGAAUGAGCUGAGGACGAAGAAGAUGGAGGAGAAAGCGUUAGAAGUGUACGAUGUGAUCCGAUCGAUCCGUGACCCGGAGAAGCCCAACACCCUGGAGGAGCUGGACGUGGUGACGGAGAAAUGUGUGGAGGUCCAGGAGCUCGGAGAAGACGAGUACCUCAUCAUUAUCAAGUUCUCUCCAACCGUCCCUCACUGCUCUCUGGCCACUCUGAUCGGUCUGUGCUUACAAGUGAAGCUGCAGAGAUGUUUGCCAUUUAAACACAAGUUGGAAAUUUACAUUUCAGAGGGAACCCAUUCCACUGAGGAAGAUAUUAACAAACAGAUCAACGAUAAGGAGCGAGUAGCAGCCGCCAUGGAGAAUCCAAACCUGAGGGAGAUCGUGGAGCAGUGUGUCACCGAGCCUGAUGACUAACAGAGGGGGCUCCACCUAUCUGAAACAAACACGUUUUCUGGAGCCACAGUGCGUGUGUGUGUAUGUGUGUGUUGUAUGUGAGGAUGUUUGUUGCCACAGAGGAUUUCUGAGCAUCUGCCUGACGGCGGAGGCUCGUGUCGGCUCACAGGAGUUUGCUGGUGUUUGGAGGAAUUUCUGGAGAGUCUCCAGUGAGCAGAGUGAAUACUGAGCGGCGAAUGAAAGCUAAGAUGGGAGCUGGAAUAAAGCCACAGCUGUGUGUUGACUUUCUGAUCAUUCCCUGCUGGAUGGACAAACAGCAGCAGGUCUUUGUUGUCGUCUGAAUCAGACGCUGCAGAGGAAGUAGGCCAAGGUUUUCAUCUUUUCCUGUGGUGACUGUUUUAAGAAGCCUGUCCUUUUGUAAAUGAAAUCAUCCCCCGAAUCAGUCAGAUGCAAGUCUGAGUAGAGAGUCUGAAUAUUUUAGAGGUGAUUAUUUUUUAUAAAAAGAUGUGAUGUACAAAAAAAAAAUAAUCAGGUAUUAAAAACUGUCAACGAGA